Molecule: messenger RNA, 1164 nt
Organism: Paramacrobiotus metropolitanus
Lineage: Eukaryota; Metazoa; Tardigrada; Eutardigrada; Parachela; Macrobiotidae
Exons: 5
Coding region: 104-1138 (344 amino acids)
Source: RefSeq, a predicted model, not a curated record
CAGUGCUACCAAUUUUAACAGGCGCCUGUUUCGAGUAUUGGUCUGUGCUGAAACACCCGGACAAUCCGUCACUGUUGAAUUACACAUUUCAGCUGCAGCUAAAAUGUCAAAGCCUCGACUUACCAUUUCCGAACUCCAUAAACGCAAUCGUCUGAUGAGAGAUCGGCUUAACGCCACUGAGUGCACCGGCGAUCCCAAGAUCUCUAAGAUCGAUAUGGUCGGUGAUUCCAAUACUCGCAACGUCAUGUGCGGCGAUCGUCCAAAUGCUGACGGUGGAUGGCAGUCAAAGGGCGUUAAGGCACUAUCGCUGUUAAAUGUCAGCCGGGGGUGGAACUUCUUUGUCACGUCGAUUUCCGGCGGCUGGGCAAUAGACGUCCGUAAUUUUCUCGUGCAAUCUGACGUGCACAUGUUCGCCACUGAGGAUGAAAAGAAGCCGAUUUUAGUAGUAUCGUGCGGUACGAACGAUUUUUGGGAUCUAAUCCACUGUUCCCAGGCCGUUAAGGGGGAAGUUGAAAUGGGAGAGUUUAUCAAGGACUGGGAGGACGUUCAGGCGCAGUGGCUCAUAGAUAUGGCCGACUUGGUCGUGCAAGCGCGUACUCGGUACCACGAGAUCGUGGUAAUGGGAGUGAUUAGCGUAGGAAACACUGACGAGAUCGAGAGCAACCUGGUCAAUCCUAGGAUCAUGCGCGCCAACGAGGAGCUCCAGAAGCUGUGCAGUGAUUGGCAGGUGACAUAUGUCAACACCGAGUCCCUCAAGGCGCUGCGCAAAGAUGGCAUUCACCUCACACAGGAGGGUGGUAAAGAUUUUGCCAAGUUGAUUCGUCGGGCGGUUGAGCGUCUGCAGGACAAAUUGACCGGAAGCAAGCAGAACGAGCUGCGAAAGAAACGAAAGAACGACCGCAACGCAAAAAGCAUGAAGGCGGGCACCUACGUUGCCCCGAGUGCCCAAAACCCGCCGGGUUCCCGUGUGGGGAAGAAGAACAAGUCGCAGAAGGAACGGAAACGCGCCAAGGCCCGGCUGGCCAAGAGUGCAGCCAGUGGUGGUGGAGGUGCUGCGGCAGGAGCGGCCACAGCGGCGUCGGGACCGAACGCUGAGCCCUUGGGAGUGUAUUCCGCCCCUGCGCGCGGGUCUCUGUAGUACGCAGCUGUUGCAGAUAUAUGGCU